AUGGGGACGCCGUGGAAGGAACGGGAUAAUCUCCCGGGCAAGCUCCCGAUCAUGACCGCCUUAUUUCGGAAGGUACUUGACUCGAUCUCCGGCCGGCCGAGUUUGAAUUCGAAUUCGAAUUCGGAUUCUGUCGCCGCUCGCCGUAGUCUUCAAUGGUCGGCGUCGUCGUCUUCGUCCUUGUCCCUGGGAGUGUUCGAUCGGCUGCCGCUCGAUGUCUUGGUGCAGAUUGUGAGGCUGGCUGGGCCGAAGGACGCUGCAAAGCUCUGCGUGGCUAGCAAGUCGUGGAGGUCGCUCGUGUCGGAUAAUCGCCUUUGGAUUUUCUUCCUCCAGGACGAAGAUGAGCCUUGGAAUUGGGACUCUGUGUUCUUUUCCGAGAUGAAUCUCCGUUCCGGCUAUCCUGUCCAGAUGUACCCGAGUGAUAUGUCUACCGAGCUAUCUCUGAUGCGCAUAUACGGCGAGAGAAUGAAAGUGCCUGGUGCUGUUAUCAUUGAUGGUGGGUCGGGCUAUUGCAAAUUUGGGUGGAGCAAAUAUGAUAGUCCAUCUGGGCGGUCAGCCACAUUUUUGGAAUUUGGCAACAUAGAGUCCCCAAUGUACUCGAGAUUGCGGCAUUUUUUUGCUACUAUUUAUAGCAGGAUGCAAGUUAAGACAUCUACCCAGCCAAUUGUCUUGUCUCUUCCUAUAUGCCACUAUGAUGAUACUGACUCUGCCAGAGCAUCAAGAAGGCAACUGAAAGAAGCUAUCCACUCUGCUCUCUUUGACAUGAAUGUUCCAGCUGUUUGUACAGUUAAUCAGGCAAUUCUAGCACUUUAUGCUGCACACAAGACUUCUGGAAUUGUUGUUAAUAUUGGUUUCCAGGCGACUUCUGUAGUUCCAAUUUUAAAUGGAAAAAUAAUGCACUCUGUGGGUGUGGAAGCUAUCGGCAUCGGUGCCUUAAAAGUUACAGGUUUCCUGAAGGAGCAGAUGCAACAGAAUAACAUAAAUUGUGAAUCUCUUUACACCAUUCGGACACUGAAAGAGAACCUCUGCUAUGUUGCUUAUGAUUAUCAAGCUGAGCUGUCCAAAGACACAAAAGCAUCCAUGGAAAUCCCUGGAGAAGGGGUGUUUACACUUUCGAAUGAACGCUACAAAACAGGGGAGAUCUUGUUCCAACCGCGGCUUACAGGAAUGCGCGGGAUGGGGCUGCAUCAGGCUGUUGCACUUUGCAUCGACCAUUGUCAUGCUGCAGAGUUGACUGGCGACGAUUCUUGGUUCAAAACCAUAGUUCUGACAGGAGGAACAGCAUGCUUACCCGGACUUGCAGAACGCCUCGACAAGGAAGUUCGUCUGCUACUUCCCGCCUCCUCAGGCAACGGGAUCAAAGUAAUCCCACCUCCAUACGGAGUAGAUACUCCAUGGUUCGGUGCUAAGCUCAUAAGCAACUUGAGCACUUUCCCGGACUCCUGGUGUGUGGUGAAGAAGAACUUCCGUCGGAAGUCGCGUUUCAAUCUGGCCUGGUGA
This is a messenger RNA of Linum trigynum, 1497 nucleotides long. The record is from the annotation of a GenBank genome assembly. NCBI's taxonomy places the organism in Eukaryota, Viridiplantae, Streptophyta, Magnoliopsida, Malpighiales, Linaceae.